CCGGAAGUGAUGCUCCCCUGUGGGUCUGGAUUUCUUGAUCUGUUUUUCACUUUUUGUCCACGUUUUUGCUUUUCUCCAGCCGAAUCGGUGGCAAAUUGACGGAAAGACGCACUCUUUUUUUUUUGGCUCUUCCUCGCUACUUCGAGCCCCACUUGUGGUUUGCCCGUUCUUGCUUCUGGGUUUUGAUCUCUUCGCCCCCCACUUAUCUUAUGGGUAACCAACGAUUGAGAACCAAAAGAUCUGAACCUUUUCCUCUAUUUUAUCCGAUUUUUGCCUGAUUUCGUGCUUCGUCUUUUUCAUGGGAUAUAGGGUGGCUCUUCUUUUCCUCCAUGGAGAAGAUGGGGGAAUGCAGUGAAUUCAGGGGGUGGGAGGAGCUGAUUCCUGACGCCUUGGGCUUGAUAUUUCGGAACCUUUCGCUUCAGGAGAUUCUCACCGUUGUCCCCAGGGUCUGCAAGGCUUGGCGCCGGGCGGUCUCUGGGCCUUACUGCUGGCAAGAGAUCGACAUCGAGGAAUGGAGCCAGCGGUGCAAGCCGGAGCAUUUGGAUCGAAUGCUGCAGAUGCUUAUAACCCGGAGCUGCAACUCCUUCCGCCGGCUCUGCGUCUCUGGACUGCCCAAUGACUCCAUCUUUUCCUUCAUUGCAGAUCAUGCUGUUUCCCUUCAGACCUUAGAGCUGCCGAGGAGUGAAAUAAGUGACUCCAUUGUUGAACAUGUUGCACCGAAACUGUCAAACAUCACUUUCUUGGAUGUGAGCUACUGUAAAAAGAUUGGUGCUCGUGCCCUUGAGGCCUUUGGCAAGCACUGCAAGUCCCUUGUUGGGCUCCGUCGGAGAAUGCACCCACUGGAGGUGGCAGACAAGGUCUGCCAAGAUGAUGAGGCCCAGGCCAUAGCUCGUACGAUGCCCAAGCUCCGUCACCUCGAGAUGGCCUACCACCUCCUCACAACAUCCGGGGUCCUCGAGAUCCUCUCACGGUGCAAGGAUCUCGAAUACCUGGAUGUGAGGGGCUGUUGGGAUGUGAAGCUUGACGACAAGAUCCUGAAGGAGAGGCAUUCUAGUUUGAAGGUGCUGGGGCCUCAUAUCGUGGACUGCUACGAGAAGAGCUUCUGGGAUGAUGAUGAUACCCCCUCGUACUCGGAUUCCUCUCUGUAUUCAUGGGAUUUCAUGGAGGAUGGCAUCGAUGUCUAUGAGGGGGAGAGCGAUGAUGAUAAUGUUUGGGAUGAUGAGCAAGGCCUGGAGGGGUUGGAAGUCAGGUUCUAUGGUGGUGGGCUAAAUUUUGAAUUUGCUGGGUUUGAUUGGCCUCCAUCUCCAUGAGUAUUGUCUGUUUGCUUUUAAAGGGCUGCCUACACAUUCUGCUGCUACUAUUACUGUUUCUGCUGGUGCUUUUUAGAACCGCUAUAGUCUACUAUAAGUCCUAUUGUAUCUUUGAUUUGAUAUGUUGGAAGGGAUGCAUUUGAGUGUAAACUUGUUACAUGAAGCAAAUCAAAAGUGCAGGACCUCUUUGUUCAUCGCGGAGGGAAUCUCUAGUGGAUAAUUAGUUGUAUUUGUUCCAUGAAUAUUGUGAAAGCACUUGUAUGUGAGAAGUUAUUUCUGAUCUAAUAUGGUGAGGCAGGCUGGCAAUCAUUGGUUGAAACAGUUCGAUUAUUAUCCAGUGAUGAAUCAAAUGCAGCCAAGUUAUCAGUACUUGCCAUGUGCUUCAUAUUCUUGCUUAGAUUGCACUGCCUUGUGCACUGGCCUGAUCUUUUGGGGAUGGGGUCUUAUCAAACCGGUUAAACACCAAUGUCAGUGCUUAGAUAGCACUUUCUGAGGUAUCUGAAUCUUAGUUGGGAUGCUGUUUGAUUUGUUUUUUUUGGAGUCUCUGCAGGGCAGAUAAUUGAUUCAAAAUAAUUUGAAUAGAUCCAUGGUCGCUUUCUUUCACUCCACCGUUCCAACUGUGAUGCCAUGGAGAGGAGAAAUGAGAGGGUGCUGUUUUGUAUGAAUUAAUUGUUAUGUUCUAUGUGGCAAGGUUUCUGACAAAUGGGUCGGUAACUGUGGGGCAUGACCACGAGGAGAUUACCUAAAUGGAAGGGAAGAGUGUCGGUUUUGGUACCACUGUGGCCUUGUCCCUAUGGUCUCAGGACUAGGAGUUGACUGUUGGGGCUCAUGCUGUUUUCCUGAGAGAGAGGAAACAAGACUAGCAGAAUCUAAGAUUUUUUCUCUUUUUUUUUUUCGUUUUUUGCUCUCUCUAAAAGUCGUAAAUCAAAGCAUUAUCUUCGGCAGGGAGGUAAUGGAAUUGGUGUCUUGCAAGAAGAGUGUGAAAGAGCCAUGCAGCUAUAUGUCAAGAACUUGCACUCCAUCAUUGCUUAAUUUAAAGAUAUGUCCUUGGUUGUAGGAUUUGGUUGGCUCCACUAUUGUCUAACAACUGUGUAAAACUCUUAUUUGUUUUUUGAAAUGUUUGGAUUUGAUUACAAAAUGAAAUUUGAAAGCUUAUUCAA
Molecule: messenger RNA, 2470 nt
Organism: Elaeis guineensis (African oil palm)
Lineage: Eukaryota; Viridiplantae; Streptophyta; Magnoliopsida; Arecales; Arecaceae
Product: F-box protein FBW2
Molecular function (GO): protein binding
Source: RefSeq, a predicted model, not a curated record